UAAACGUGUUACUGUUUUGUAGGUGUAAACCAUGGCGCUCACAAAAGAUGUGAAGAUGCCAUCAGAUGAGGAACUCACGGUUCCACAAGAGAUCACCCUUUCUACACCUUGGUUCAAAGCUGUCGCGCAGUAUAUGGGAAAACAUUGCGAGCGGGAGAUCAACGAGUUCAUGCUUCGUCGAAAAGAGCUUGAGGAUCCACGAGCUACUUUGAAAGAAGGCGCAGCGGUAACUGCAUGUGGCGUAGAAUUUUUGAAGUCCCUGAAAAGGACAUGUAUGCAAGAGACGGAAAAGCUGGCGUAUUGCAUCGAUCACAGUCAUGCUAAGCUGUACAUGAGCAAAUGUCAUCCUGAACAGAAGGUCCUUGAUGCAUGUGUCGAGGAGAAACUGCACCUCACUCGACCUAAAAUGGGUUACUUUAGCAAGCUCCACGUUUACGAGAGCGCUCACCCACCUCCAGAGGUGAAAGUCCGUGAUUACAAAGCUGAGGCAGCUAAAGUGCUAGCAGAGCUGCCAGAUGACUACCAUCUACGAAAUGAUUACAGAAAGUACAACGACUGGAGAUACAAUAUUGUUGAGAGCUAA
Cylicocyclus nassatus is the source of this 583-nucleotide messenger RNA. Lineage: Eukaryota; Metazoa; Nematoda; Chromadorea; Rhabditida; Strongylidae. The record is from the annotation of a GenBank genome assembly.